AUGGCGGCGGUGGUUCUGGGCCGUGACAAGUGGCUGGGGGGCGAGCUGGGCUGCGACGGGUGCGUCUACGGCAUCCCAGGCAGCGCGUCCCGGGUGCUCAAGGUGGACGGAAGUCGAGUGGAGCUGAUCGGCCCCGAGCUGGCGGGGAAGUUCAAGUGGCUCCGCGGCAUCGAGCUCAAAGGCAUCAUCUAUGGCGUGCCCACCAAUGCGGAGCAGGUGCUGCAGAUUGAGCCCGGCACGGGGCGGGUGCAGCUUAUAGGGCCCGUCUUCAAGGGCGAUUGGAAGUGGCACGGCGGAGUUCUGGCGGCGGACGGGUGCAUCUAUGCCAUCCCUUGCAACGCCCAGUCCGUGCUGAAGAUCUCGCCCGGCCAAGUCGGGACCAUUUGCGACAACUCCCCGGUGCUGCGGGGCCGGUGCAAGUGGUACGGCGGCCUAUUGGGCUGCGACGGCUGCAUCUAUGGCAUCCCCAACUGCGCAGAGUCCGUGCUGAAGAUCGACCCGCAGACUCAGGAGGUGAUGACCAUCGGCCCCAAGUUCACGCAGGGCGGGCAGAAGUGGCAUGGCGGCGUCGUGGGCAAGGAUGGCUGCAUUUACGGCGUGCCUUCUCACGCAGAGGCGGUCCUGAAGAUCGACCCCCGCACCGCUACCGUAUCCACCAUUGGAAAGCCAAUUGAGAGUGGGGUGUGGCGCCCCAACGGCAAGUACAAGUAUGGCGGUGGUGUGGUGGCCGGGGACGGCACCAUCUACUGCCUUCCCAGCGACGCCGACUUUGUCCUCAAGGUUGUGCCGGAGACAGAAGAGGUGACGACCAUUGGGCCACGGUUCGAAGGCCACAACAAGUGGCAGAACGGCUUUGUGGGUCGCGAUGGCAACGUGAAGCUUGGCGGCGGUUGGGUGCUGUCCCUGACAACUAGCAGGUACGCCAUUCCUUGCAAUGCGCCUGGGGUGCUGCAGAUCGUGUGCCGCACAGGGCAGGUCAAUGUGCUGCCCAUCGAGAUGGAGAACGCCCUGCUCCAAGACAAGUGGGAGGGUGGCGUCGUGGCCAAGGGCGAUAUGUACUGCAUGCCGCAGAAUGCCAAGAAGGUGCUACGCAUCGCCCCGUGA
Molecule: messenger RNA, 1104 nt
Organism: Effrenium voratum
Lineage: Eukaryota; Dinophyceae; Suessiales; Symbiodiniaceae
Source: the annotation of a GenBank genome assembly